AUGAAGAACAGACAGCCCUCGGAUGAUUCGUCCAACGACCUGUGGAGCGAGAUACGAGCUUUGCUCAAAGAGCAAAAUGAACGACUGCGUAUCCAAAAUAGACUGCUCAAGCAGCUUCUUCUUGAGGGAGAUAAAGGCACUGGAAUUGGUACCAAUGAUGAUAAGAUCCCAGAUGACGAUAAAAGCAAUCAGUUCCUCGAAGAGGAGACACGGCUCGAUGGAAGAAACAAGUCACAAAACUCCUUGAGGUCCUGCCUGAAACGUGACGACCCUGACUUCGAAUUUCAAGGUCAAGGGCAGACUCUUCUUUACGCUGCAGAUGAAACUCUCAAGUAUCCUCGAGUUUAUUAUUCUGUCGAUGAGCGAAAUAGGCCACGCCUCCACAGACUGUCGACAGCCCUGAGAGCUGACACCUUAUGGAAUUACUGGAAGCCUGUUGCCCCAGGAGGAAUAACCUAUCCAGGGCAGUAUCAGUCCUAUCCUGGAGCAGGAUACCCAGAUUAUAUUCCUGAAUGGGAGAUUAAGCGUAUUGGCGAUGGAUGUGGAAAAGCACGAUUGGUUCCUUAUUCUCUCAAUUGCAGUACCUCCCUUCCGUCCAAGUGGGUAUGUGAACCGUUUGAAGAUUGUCAUGUUGGUUUUGGGGAGAACACGGUCGACACCAUACAAGUGCUAUUGACAGCCCUGGGAAAUCUUUAUGCUGUCCCUUGCGACGGCAGAAUGCAAUUCGCAUUUGAUCGAUGCCACCUGAGGAGUCUUGGUUCCUCUGGUCUGAGUUCGCACUUGGAACAGCUCCAGUCGUUCUUUAAGACAUUGAAGGCAAGCAACGGUCGUAUUCAGAUCGUUGAUAUGGACGACUGGAUGCACGCGGUCAUAUACGAGCGCGUCACUGCAUACACUGAAGAAUGGAAAUUAAUCCUCAGGAAUAAGGAUCCAAGAAUUUUGGCCGUCCCAGCCUUGGAGGCAGACCUCCGCAAAGUCAACAUUCGACCAACGCGGUUUUACUACAAGAGCGGAAACGGUAAGCCGACAGAAAUCAAGUGGAGGGAAACGGGCCAUUGGAAUCGCAUUACUAGCUGUGUUGGCUUGAAUGCUGUAGCGCCAUCGUUUGAGUAUGGAUUUGACGCGCUCUAUCACAUACUCUUUCGGAGUUCUACUGGUGCAAAGUUUCAGUACCCGGACCUAGUGCCUGGAAUUCUGAGGACACAUAUUUCCUGUGUUAAACGGAGGCGUUCGCGCAACGACGCACCUGAUUCAAUUGAACCGUUCCACAUCACUUGGUGCCGAAUAGAUGGCACGAAGCCCUCAAUCAAGUCGACCUGGAGGUCUGGAGAGCUGUAUGGGUCAAAGGGCUCAAGAAGCAAGCUGUAUCUGUCCGAGGUCGCCUUCACGUUGGGCUUCAUACCAUCUCAACGGACGCUCUGGUCUAAUACUCGGACUGGAAAGCUAGAAAAUAUGGACCGCAGUCAUUGGUGUCUUAUGCAUCUGGCACCCUCACACUUUCGCCGCUUGGAUGAAUCUAUUCACCGUCGCAGGCAGGAUGACCCACGGACCGCCCCAUUCACCACAGCAGUCACGCUGAUAGAAGAGGCACUGCAGCACGCGGCCAACGAUUGGGACCAGAUUGCCAACCACUUUGACCUUGUUCUCAACCAGAACGAUAGCGUUUUCCAUCCUGACCUUCAUGAUCGCUUUCUCUUCGAUGAUGCUUCGUUUUCCCGAUCGCGGUACUAUUUCUGGCUCAUGGAUAGUCUAGAGGGCUUCACAUCCGCGGUGUCCGAUGCCAUUCAUGAAUGGGAGGUGUACUGGUGGGCUAGAAAGGACGUCUUUGAAGACUACGAAGCUUUCUACCUGGACAAGUGGCGGAACACCGAGGUUGAAUUGGGAUCUCCCAAGCCUCCUCAAGAUCCCCCGCGACUGGAAGAUUCGGUUAAGAGGGUAGAAAGGCAUGUCGCACGAUUGAGAGAAAUCUUGAGCCGUUUCGAGAAUUUGCGUGAUCGAACCAUGACCUUACGAGAUGGACUAUUUAAUGCGAGCGCUGUCAUCGAAUCACGGGCUGCUACUCAGCUUGGUGAAAACGUCAAACUGCUCACAUAUGUGAGCAUAUUGUAUCUCCCACUCAGUUAUUGCGCUGCUUUAUGGAGUAUCAACCGGGAUUUCAAUCUGGUGGUAUUCGCUAUUGUUACAGCUCUUCUAGCUAUAGGCACGUAUGCUCUGGUCCUGAACCUGAACAAUAUUGUGUUAUUGAUCAGGAAGGCUUACCGAAAGCUGCGUACUCCUAUUUUGGAAGCGAUGAAAGAUGACCCGCAUGAAGAAUGGGCCAACUUAGGCAGCGUUUUCAGUCGAUUCACACCCGAGAGACAUGGCGAUCAGCCCUCUGAGUGGAAUGUUCUGCUGUAUGCACUAGUGAUGGUUACAGAGAAGCUGAAAUUUUGGAGAGGCCACUCAAAUGCGAAUAACGACGAACUCGAACGAAAGUGA
Aspergillus thermomutatus is the source of this 2478-nucleotide messenger RNA. RefSeq lists its product as uncharacterized. The record is from RefSeq and is a predicted model, not a curated record. NCBI's taxonomy places the organism in Eukaryota, Fungi, Ascomycota, Eurotiomycetes, Eurotiales, Aspergillaceae. Bases 1 to 2478 code for a protein of 825 amino acids. The transcript has 4 exons.